Messenger RNA from Ilex paraguariensis (yerba mate), 378 nucleotides. NCBI's taxonomy places the organism in Eukaryota, Viridiplantae, Streptophyta, Magnoliopsida, Aquifoliales, Aquifoliaceae. The record is from the annotation of a GenBank genome assembly.
AUGGGAGACAAGGCAAGUGAAAUGAAGGUUGUAGAAUUCAAAGACUACAUUCAACUUUCUGACCACAUGGGAAAGCGUUUUCCUCAUCUUAACGACAUCUGGCUCUCCACUGAAAUGCAGGAAGUCAUUGACAAAUCAAGAUCGUACUCCAAUUGGAAAGUUUACCGCACAAAUGUGACACGAAAAGUGCCGAACACGACAAUGGCAACUUAUGAAGCUAGUCCUGGGAGGGAAACCAGCAUCAAUUAUCCUCUUGUUAACUUCUUGAUGGCCACUGAAGCUGAUUUCUUCAUUGGAGCAUUAGGUUCUACAUGGUGCUUUCUCAUUGAUGGAAUGAGGAACAUUGGAGGGAAAGUAAUGGCGGGGUAUUUGAGGUAG